AUGACCAACAUAAGCAUGUCACCAUUCACAAAUGAGACCGAGUGGAAAAAUCCACCUCGCGGGUUCACUAUGCCUCACUUCACUCCGUACAAAGGAGACGAAGAUCCGGAUCGACAUCUCAAGCACUACCGUAGUACCAUGAUCCUCUACAGGAGCAAUAACGAGUAUUCGUUUAACCGCUCAAUCAAAAGGACAUCAGACCAUUUCUUCAGCAUCGUAAAAGACCUUAGGGAGACAAUUCGUGACUAUGUCAAGAGAUUCAAAGCUGAGAAAGCCAAGAUUGUUAGCUGCAAUGAAGACAUAGCAACAACAGCAUUCAGAAAUGGGUUUCCUACCGAACAUCCUUUAUUCGGAAAACUAAUCAUAGGAGAAGAACUAACCCUAGCAACUUCGUAUGCUUUGGCAGAAAAGCAUGCAUUAUGGGAUGAAGCUAAGCAGUUUAACAAAAACGAGUCAGAAAAGAAGCACAUGGAAUGUUCCUCGACCAAAGAAGACUCAGGGCUUGAAACAUUCACCAAGUUCACAAUUCCAAUUGGCCAAAUUCUCCGCAAGUUUAAGAACGAACCUUGGUUCGAACUGCCACCACCCAUGAAAGGCGAUCUUACCAGGCUGGAUCAUACAAAGUAUUGCACAUUCCAUCAAAGACCAGGCCACAAUACCAACGACUGCCUAAAAUGGAAGCAGUACCUUGAGAAGCUGACAAAUGAGGGUCGAUACGAUGAGUAUCUUAACAGGUCAACGAAAUAG
Messenger RNA from Malus domestica (apple), 747 nucleotides. RefSeq lists its product as uncharacterized. NCBI's taxonomy places the organism in Eukaryota, Viridiplantae, Streptophyta, Magnoliopsida, Rosales, Rosaceae. The record is from RefSeq and is a predicted model, not a curated record.